GCAACUUUAUCCUUACUUGGAAAUGAUCGGUAAAGAUCGGUUUUUCAGAAAAAUGACGUCACGAAGUGAAGAAAAACACAUGUAUUACCAUUGAUGGCCUUGAAACACUUGCAUUUCGCAGGUGUUCUCUCGCGGUGAAGUCGGAUGUGUUAUCUUUUUUGAAUUAAACUCAGAAUCUAUUGUGUACAAUGCCCAUAGCCAACAAACGUGAGGUACCAACUCACUAUCAUACAGCGAAAACGGGAGACAUACAAGAUAUACAUCAAAUAACUUCACCAAUUUCUGUGCUUCACCGUCAGGGGGAAGUGCAAUCGCGUUUAGUCAAUGUGGAGUCUAGAAGGGAUUCGCCAACAUCUAGAUCUUCACAAGCUGGAUACGAUUUGAGAGAUAGGCAAAUUCGCUCUGAUUCCUUAUCACAACCAAUGCCACAAUCCUCACUCUACUAUUCGGGAACAGUUACUAACGAAGAAAAUAUACAUAAACUAGUAAAUGGCUGCAACGCAACAUCGAAGAGGAAGACACCGAGCUCGAGGUGUAAUGAGAGGAGGAGGUGGCCGAGUGCCCAGACAGAUCCAACAGCAGCCACAAGAGGAACCUCGGCGGGGAGCAAGACGCUCGAGAGGAAGGCCUCCUGGACGAGGUAGAACCGCUCCGCCACCAGCUAACGUACAAGAACACCAACAGCAUCGAGGCCGACGAGGUAGGCCUCGAGGUGUUCACCGUGGUCGACCACACCGUUCACUAGAAGGUCGAUUGGUUCGUGAAAGGAAUAGACUUUACCAAAGAGAACGUCGACGUCGAAGGCUACAUGCUACAAAACUUUAUCUUAUUCUAUAUGAUUGAUUUGAAUUGUGUUUAGAAUACAUAUAUUUCCCACUUGGAAAAACAUUAUCAAUCUCAUAAAAUACAUUAUUCAAAUCAAAUUUUAUCUAACUACAAACAUGUGAAUUUUCUAAAUACUGUAUUAUAUGAAUAAUCUUAAAUUAGUAACAUUAGAUUGAAUAAAUAUUUCAAUGAAUUAAAUAUUUUUGACUGAAUUUUGAUAUAAAUUUUUUAAAGUUAUUAUUAAUGCAUUGAUUUCUAUAAAUAGAAUAUUUCAUUUUCUUUAUGUUCGAAAGCAUUGUACUGUAUAGAGAAAAUAAAUGUGGUAAUUUACUACUAGAUAGGUGACAUCGAGAAACUCGAGACUAUGUUUAUCGAUAUAGUUAGCCUGGGCGAGCAUUUGAACAGUAAUGUGUCACAAAUCAAAGAUUAUAAGUGAAUUAUUGUUGAGAAAAAAAAUGAUGAAAAAGUACAGAUAAAAAAAGAAAAAUGUAAGAAAGAAAUUAAAGUAAAGCAAACUAAAGUAAAAAAUAAGAAAUAAAAGAAUAAAAUAAAAUCAGUUCGCAUUUAAGCGGGAAAACUCUUUGAUAAAUUGGAGUCGCUCGUUAAAAGCAGCCGCGUUUUAGGUUUUGUCCAGUCUCGACUGACAGACUGAGUUGCUUGACACGACUAAAAACAAAAACAUAUUUGAAAUAGUUAAAAGUUGAAAAUAUCCGAUGGAAUGAGAGGAAGGAGUUGAGCGUAACUGCUGAUAUGUUGACGAAAGGAAAUGACAAUUUGUUUAAGUCGGUACAGGCUCGGCAUGCAGUUACAAUAGAGAGAAUUGAAGAGCUGGGUAACGUGGCGCCAUCUAGUGGAGACAAGGGACGUAAAUCUGGUUUAUUUUUCUUUGAACUCGGAUAACUUUUCCAUAGCUCAACCGAAAUUCACCAAACUGUGCAAAAAUAUGAAGCAACUGUCUAACUUUAUAUUAUAAAAAACAGCACCCAAAAAUGUCAAAAUACUUUUUUGUUAUUAAGCAUCAGAGGUGAAAGUUGGCAUUUUCGUUUUUUGAAUAUAUCUUUUCUGAAAGUUAAUUAUGUUUUGCAAGAAAUAAUUUAUGCACAUGCCAAGGUUCUACUGAGCACUUGACACAUAAAUCAUAAAAAUCUAACGUGCAAAUUUAAAAAGACAAAAAAAAUUGUACAGGAAAGUGCAAAAGUUAUCCCAGAAGCCUUGGCUUCGCCCAGACGAUUAUUUGUACACUUCACUAUACCUAUAAAAAUGAAUAUUUUUAAGAUGUGUAUAGAAAAAAUAUUAAAUAAAACUACAGAAGAAACACAUAAAAAAAA
Molecule: messenger RNA, 2153 nt
Organism: Centruroides sculpturatus (bark scorpion)
Lineage: Eukaryota; Metazoa; Arthropoda; Arachnida; Scorpiones; Buthidae
Exons: 5
Coding region: 189-644 (151 amino acids)
Source: RefSeq, a predicted model, not a curated record